Messenger RNA from Penaeus chinensis, 1048 nucleotides. RefSeq lists its product as uncharacterized. NCBI's taxonomy places the organism in Eukaryota, Metazoa, Arthropoda, Malacostraca, Decapoda, Penaeidae. The record is from RefSeq and is a predicted model, not a curated record. The transcript is spliced from 3 exons. Gene Ontology annotation, molecular function: protein binding. Bases 110 to 595 code for a protein of 161 amino acids.
AAGCCUCGGCAGGAGAAGGUCUAGUGUGCAGUUAUACCUUUUGACUGAACGGAGGAAGUCUGCUUCACCUCUUCGUUAACCACGUAAAGAAGUUUCACCGACAGACAAGAUGGCACCCAAAUGCAAAGUAUGCCACGACUUCUUUUCCAACGGUGACAAGGCCCCUCUGUCUCUGCAGUGCGGCCACAGCACUUGCAAAGAGUGCGUCUUGAGACUGGUCGACGAAACGGGCGAGAUUAAGUGCCCGACAUGUAGGGUUGUUACGGAAGGUGACAAUGUGGAUGACCUGCCCGUGAACUAUGACCUUUUGGAUACUGUCACAGAGGAUUCUGAGCCACCCGUUCGUCGUCAGACUCGCAUCAGUGUGCUCGUGAAGGACCUGACCGGGAAGCAGUUCCGAGUGGAGGUCGACCCGAAUGCCCAGGUCAUGCAGAUCAAGAGGUCCCUUUUCAACCAGUAUGGUUUAUCUGUAGACAAUAUUGCUCUCAUGUUGCACGGUCAACGCUUGCGGGAGGACGAGAGCAUUUCAGACAACGGCAUUGUCGAAGGGGAUAUUAUUGAAAUGACUACCAGAUACGAAGGAGGAGAAAUCUGAUGAUUCUGAAGAGCAGUGUCUGAUUUCAGGCGUUUCUUUAACCUUUUUUUUUUCCUCUUUUUUGAUUAUAUAUAUAUUUUAUUUGCGAGUUUUGAGCUUUUCGAAAGUUAUGUUUUGUUCUGGAGUUUUCAUUUUAAUUGACUAUUUAGCUUUUUUUUUUUUUUUAAUUUUAUCUUUGACUUUUCAAGCUUCGACUUUUUCAACAUUUUUUUUUGUUAAUAAAGAAAUCUUUUUAAUCUUCAUAUUAAAUUUUUCACUUUUAUUAUUCAACCUUUCAACCUUAUUUUCGACAUUUCCCCCUUAUACUGUAAGAAUCAAGACAACAAACAGUAUCUCUCUAUAUUUAACAAAACCUGCAAUGAUUGUAAAGUUUUAUAAAAGUAUUAUAACUCACUUUAUCUAUUGUAUGUAUGUUAUGUAAGGAGACAUAUGUAAUAAAACAUUAGACGAAAA